ACAAAAGCAGAAGAAGAAGAAGAAGAAGAAGAAGAAGUGACGUAAUCCACGCACAUGCGCAGAGGAGAUGGUGUUUUCCGGUAGUGACAAUGGUCAUCAAACAAACGUGAAAGGCUUGUUCGCCGCCUGCAUGUGUCGGAACUAGGAAGACUUUGUAAAAUGAGACUUAAAUUGGGAUUUAUCUUGCGUGGUUUCCUUGUCAUUGGGACCUGUUUUGUCGUGGUGCUCCUGUGGUCUUCUCUGACUACCAAUCUAAACAACGAGGACCGCCUUAAAACACAGGAUGAUGGUUCGCUGAACAAAGGAGCCCAAAAUCAAUUUAAACCAGUUUUGCCCUGGCCUCAUGUAGAAGGUGUGGAAGUGGACCUCGACUCCGUCAGACAGAAACAUGGAGAGGGCAACCACAGCCCCAAUCAGCAGGCUAACCAGAAGCAGGUGAUCCAGCAGCAGUAUGCAACUUUCCGGCCAGACUUGCACAAUUACAAUGCCCCAAUCCUCAAAAAAGAUGUUUUGGGUAACUUUGAACCCAAAACACCUGAACCUCCAGGGGUGCCCGACGGUCCAGGAGAAGAAGCCAAGGCCAUUGUCCUUGGUUCAGAAUACAAAGAAGUCAUCCAGGCGUCCAUCAAAGAGUUUGGCUUCAACAUGGUCGCCAGUGACAUGAUAUCACUGGACAGGACCGUCAAAGAUCUACGCCACAAAGAGUGCAAGUACUGGCAUUAUGAUGACCGACUGCUGACAUCCAGUGUGGUGAUUGUCUUCCAUAAUGAAGGAUGGUCGACUUUAAUGAGAACCAUCCACAGUGUCAUCAAGAGAACUCCCAGGAUAUACCUGGCUGAGAUUGUCAUGAUUGACGACUUUAGCAACAAAGUCGAUUUGAAGGAACGUUUGGAGGUGUACAUCAAGCAGUGGAACGGUCUUGUCAAGCUGUACAGAAAUGAGAAGAGAGAGGGUCUUAUCCAGGCACGAAGUAUCGGCGCCAAAAAGGCCACUAAGGGACAGGUGCUAAUCUACCUGGAUGCUCAUUGUGAGGUUGGAAUCAACUGGUAUCCUCCGCUGGUUGCUCCUAUUUCAUUAGACAGGACGGUAUGUACAGUACCUCUCAUAGACUAUAUAGAUGGUAAUGAGUAUAGUAUGGAGCCCCAACACGGUGGCGAUGAAGACGGCCUGGCUAGAGGAGCAUGGGACUGGAGUCUGCUCUGGAAGAGAAUACCACUAAGCCAGAGAGAGAGGGCGGAAAGACAACACACCACGGAACCCUAUAGAACGGUGUGCACUGUCCCACUGAUUGACUCCAUCCAUGGUGAGAAGUACACCAUUGAACCUCAGGGUGGAGGAGAUGAAGACGGCUUUGCUAGAGGAGCCUGGGAUUGGAGCAUGCUGUGGAAAAGAGUUCCUCUGAACAACAAAGAAAAAAGCCAAAGAAAAACUCGUACUGAGCCAUAUAGGUCUCCCGCAAUGGCAGGGGGUCUCUUUGCGAUUGAGCGAGACUUCUUCUUUGAGCUUGGCCUGUAUGAUCCUGGAUUGCAGAUAUGGGGAGGAGAAAAUUUCGAAAUCUCAUUUAAGAUUUGGCAGUGUGGUGGCAAACUGCUCUUUGUUCCGUGCUCUCGUGUUGGUCACAUAUACAGACUUCACGGAUGGCAAGGAAACCCCCCACCUGCACAUGUUGGUUCCUCACCUACGCUGAAGAAUUAUGUUCGUGUGGUGGAGGUAUGGUGGGAUGAAUACAGGGACUACUUCUACGCCAGCCGCCCUGAAACACUAACCCUAGCCUAUGGAGACAUCAGCCAGCUGAAACGCUUCAGGGAAGAACAUCGAUGCAAGAGCUUCAAAUGGUUCAUGGAGGAAAUAGCUUACGACAUCCCACAACACUAUCCCAUGCCUCCAAAAAAUGUGGAAUGGGGAGAGAUUCGGGGCUUUGAGUCGAGCUACUGUAUUGACAGUAUGGGACACACAAAUGGAGGCAAUGUGGAAACAGGACCAUGUCACAGAAUGGGUGGCAAUCAGUUGUUUCGUAUCAACGAGGCCAACCAACUGAUGCAGUAUGACCAGUGUCUGACCCAAGGAAGUGACAACUCGGCUGUCAUCAUCACACAUUGUGACCAGAAGCAGUUCUGUGAGUGGAAGUACUUCAAGGAUCUCCAUCGCUUCAUGCACAUACCUACAGGCAAAUGUUUGGACCGCUCAGACCUCCUUCACAAGGUGUUCAUAUCUGUCUGUGACAACAGUAAAACCACUCAGAGGUGGGAAAUGAACAACAUAGUGGCUGUAUGAAGACUGGUGAGCGUUCUCCUCCUACUUGACAAUAACCGACUUGAAAUAUUUGGCUGGUAUAACUCAUCAAAUUCACGUGAACGAACAAGAAUGAUUAUUUUUUUUACUUUUGGGACCGGCAGCGUUAAUCGAAAAUGGCUACAAGCUGGUCAGGGUGCAGAGAGAAAUAACGAGGUCAUGUGGAUAGGCGUAAAGCUAACAGUGUAAGGAAACGAUAAUAGUUCAUAAGAAUAAAAUAAGCCUUGAAUUUGAUGAAAUAUUUGAACAUGAAAAAGGAAGUUCGGGGUUUUGCUUACUGAUUAAGUGGAAUAUUGAUCAAACUGUGGUAUCCCAAUGUUUGGAAUCCAGAAGGUCCGAUUAAAAACCGAACCGAAUGAAAACUGAAGAGAAAUAAUCCAAAAAUAUUAGUAGUAGAACAACAUUUUAAAGAGUAAUUAUAUUUUGACACACAGAAAACGAUACAAAAAUGCAUAAAUCAAUUCAAUUAUUCAAUUUUACAUUUAUUAAAGACUCUUGCAAAGCCAGCAAUGGCCAGAGAGGAAGCGAGAGCCACCUUUAUACUUGUUUCUUGAAAUCACUGGUGGUUCUCACCUUCUCUAUCAAAGUGUUGACACUCACAACUUUCUUUGGCCCAUGGUGGCUUGUUUUUACAGUGAGUUGCACUGAAUCACCGACACGUAGGAUUCUUUGUUUGAGCACUUAGUUCUGCAGAAUGACAAGCGGGUAAAUGGUUUGUUGCGUACACUGUUUAGCGAUACGAUAACCGAGAUAGUAUACGUGCAAAACUUUUGGAGGAUAUCUUACGAACAACAAGUUAUCACUGAAUAUGAUACAUAAUGAUAUUCUCAGCUUUAAAGUGGUAGCUGACGUGAGAGAUGGCACAUACAUUCAAUUCUAGUUUCGUGGCGUUGUGAUUUUGAAAUGACGUCACAAGUUUACGAAUUAAAAGAUUACUAGUUUUGAUAAAGUACACUUGAAAUGCUGUUUGGAGGUACCAGAGUAUCUUCUUUAAAUAUGCUCAAAAUAAUAGAAACAUUGUACAUAAUUUAUAUUUUCUCCUCCAGUGGGCAAAUAGGGUCCAAAAGGUUAGAAUAUAUUUUUUACUCCACACUGUAUGCAUGCAGACUGUUUUGUAAUGCGGGAAAUGCGUCUUAUGUUCGGGUCAAAAGAGUAAAUCGAUGCAACUUGAUUGGUGUAUAGUUUUCAGAGUUUUUUUGUUGUUUGCGUGGCAAAUGCCAAAAAAUAGUCAUCCGAUUUUCAGUGAUAGUCCUCCUGUACUGGUCCUACUGUAUGUUAACAAUGGUGACAUCAAAUACGAAGUAGUUAUUUACAAAAUGUCGCGUGUAAUGCUAAAGAAUUGACGUUGAGAUAAAUAACUUUCUAGCAAACAUCAGCACUCCAUCGUACCAAUGAAUGUAAAAACAGUCAUUUUAAUACAAUAUUAUUCAUAUAUGAUACAAUAUUAUGAUUUAAUGUAUUUGACCAUGUUGUGCAUACUGUAUGUGCAAAUGACAAAGGGUACAUAUUUCAAGGGGGCUGGCAAAUGAUACUAAGUAGAAAAAUCCGAAAUCAAUAAAGGACAACAAUUGCUUGUGUGCGGGUGUGUUUUGAGUGUUAGUUAUUUUGGGGUGUAGGAUAAUGACUUUCUAACAAUAUUGCAAAUGCAUUGUAUUUAAAAUCCUUGAAUUGUAUUGUAAAUAUCUAAUUUAUAACAGCAAAUGAAAUUAAAGACUUGUACCUGG
Entelurus aequoreus (snake pipefish) is the source of this 4016-nucleotide messenger RNA. It is a transcript of the gene galnt7, whose product is annotated as UDP-N-acetyl-alpha-D-galactosamine: polypeptide N-acetylgalactosaminyltransferase 7. The record is from RefSeq and is a predicted model, not a curated record. Bases 160 to 2274 code for a protein of 704 amino acids. NCBI's taxonomy places the organism in Eukaryota, Metazoa, Chordata, Actinopteri, Syngnathiformes, Syngnathidae. Gene Ontology annotation, cellular component: Golgi apparatus. The transcript is spliced from 16 exons.